Molecule: messenger RNA, 1548 nt
Organism: Pyrenophora tritici-repentis Pt-1C-BFP
Lineage: Eukaryota; Fungi; Ascomycota; Dothideomycetes; Pleosporales; Pleosporaceae
Product: XynB, Beta-xylosidase
Biological process (GO): carbohydrate metabolic process
Molecular function (GO): hydrolase activity, hydrolyzing O-glycosyl compounds
Source: RefSeq, a predicted model, not a curated record
AUGAGCACCACCAUCAACCCAAUCAUUCCAGGCUUUGCACCGGACCCAUCUGUCGUACUAGUUGAUGGCACAUACUAUCUCGUCAACUCGACAUUUCAUCUCUUCCCCGGUUUGCCCAUCUAUACGUCUCAGGAUCUAAUUCACUGGCACCAAAUCGGCAACGCAAUCAAUCGGACCGAACAGCUCAGCUUCUCCAAUGCUUCAACGCUGAUACACGAUUUGGGUAAUGGAGACCAUUUGUAUGCAACAGGCGGUUUGUAUGCGCCUACGAUACGGCACCACAAUGGUACUUUCUACAUUGUAUGCACAAACGUGGUAAACCCCAGCGAUGGGGGAAAAAGCAAACUCGAAAACUUCAUUAUUUCGAGCACAGACAUCCACGCCAGCAAAUGGAGUGAUCCUGUCCCGUUUGAGUUUUACGGUAUAGACCCUAGUCUCUUCUUCGACACCGUGUCGGGCAAAACAUACAUGUGCGGUUCGAAAUCCCCGGGGCCAAGCACAAAGAUCACUCUGUUUGAAAUCGAUGUUGCGACGGGUGAGAAGCUCAGUCCCGAGAAGGAACUUUGGCAUGGGACUGGCGGUAUUUAUCCAGAAGGUCCGCAUAUUUACUACCGUGAGGGGUUCUAUUACCUCAUGAUUGCCGAGGGUGGCACGCACGAAGGCCAUAGUGUGACAAUGGCGCGGAGUAAGAGCCUGGAUGGACCGUGGGAAGCAUCACCCCGUAACCCUAUGCUCACCGCUGCUGGAACGGACGAGUAUGUGCAGUGUACAGGUCAUUGUGAGGCGUUCGAGGGUAUGGGCGGGAACUGGUAUGGUGUCUGUCUGGCGAUACGGAUGCAUGCCCCCAACAUGUAUGGACUGGGUAGAGAAACCUUUCUCACGCGUGGACAUUGGGAUUCGGGAAAUUGGCUUUCCUUUGACCGCGUCAAGGCUCAGCCUUUAAACAUCGACACAACACUGGAUCCCGCGAGGAAACUUACAGCGGCACCAGGUGUAGAUUGGCUCUACAUCCACGACCCAGUCGCCUCAAACUGUAACAUCUCCACUUCCACCUCUUCCUCUACCGGCCAAGACAUCUCACUAAUACCCUCGCCACAUCUUCUCUCCUCAGCAAACGCAUCUCCAACUUUCCUCGGAAAACGCCAGCGCAGUCUGGAGGGAGCAAGCCGCGUCACGCACCUCACCUCCGCCUCCUCCCCCCAAAAUCUCACAGCAGGACUAGCCGUCUACAAAGACGAACACCGAUUCUUCUACAUCGCCGUGCACCGUCAGACGAACAAGCAACCUGCGAUUGUAGCUAAAGUAGUUAACAAGGCGCAAGGUAUUGAUAGGAUGGAGGAGCGGAGGCUCGAGCAGGAGGAUGUACUAGGAAAUGAAAUUGUGUUUGAGAUCAAGUAUACAGAGGAAGCGUACACGCUUUUGUACAGUGUGGGAGGUGGAGAGAGAGAGAUGGUAGAGGUGUGCCUGCUUGAGAGUCUAGAGCCCAAAGAUAGCAAUACAAUCGUUGAUCCACAGCCUCCACCCGACACUGCUCACGCAGUUACAUAA